Messenger RNA from Castor canadensis (American beaver), 2594 nucleotides. The record is from RefSeq and is a predicted model, not a curated record. NCBI's taxonomy places the organism in Eukaryota, Metazoa, Chordata, Mammalia, Rodentia, Castoridae.
GGUUGGCCAGAGAACCAGUUAGACGUGUCUGACUACAGCUCCAGUUAUCAAGAUGUAGCCUGUUAUGGAACUUUACCCAGGGAUUCACCUAGAAGGAGCAAAGAAGGUUGUACAUCCGAGAAUCCUCAUGCCUUAACAGUCAGCCCUUUUAAAGCAUUCUCUCCUCAGCCACCAAAGUUUUUCAAACCCCUAAUGCCUGUAAAAGAGGAGCAUAAGAAAAGGAUAGCUCUUGAAGCAAGACCUCUUCUAAGCCAAGAGAUUCUGAAGUUAAUCUACCUAGAGGAAUUGCAGUUACUUGCAGAUUCUGAGGAGGAGGAAAAUGAGCUGGAAGCUAUUAACAGGAAGCUGAUAAGUUCACAGCCCUAUAUACCUGUGGAGUUUGCUGACUUCAGUGUUUACAAUGCCAGCUUGGAGAACAGGGAAUGGUUUUCUUCUAAAGUGGAUCUGACAAACUCACGAGUCUUAGAGAAAGACGUGUCUCGUAGCCCUACCACCAGCAGUAUUACCAGUGGCUACUUUUCCCACAGCGCCUCCAAUGCCACGCUGUCUGACAUGGUGGUCCCUACUAGCGACAGCUCAGACCAGCUAGCCAUUCAGACAAAGGACUCAGACUCCAGUGAGCAUUCUGGACCAUCACUUGUGCAAGAUUUCAAACCAUCCUCAAACAAAGAGUUGACGGAAGAAGAAAGAGGCUUGGGAAAGGAUAAAAUAAUCAUGGUGCCACUCAAGGAAAACAGUGCCUUAGCCAAAGGGAGCCCAUCAUCUGAGAACAUCCCUGAGAAAAACUCCAAAAUGCUGUGUAGGACUGGUUCAUGUUCAGAACUGGAUGCCUGCCCCAGCAAAAAUGGCCAGCUGGCCAGAGAAUUCUGCCCCAGGGAAGUGACUAUAGAACAUACCACAGACAUCCUUGAGGAUCAUUCCUUCACAGAGUUCAUGGGUGUGUCAGAUGGAAAAGAUUUUGACAGUUUAACAGAUUGUUCUGCUGAAGAGCCCUCCAAUAGGAGGAACUCACCAAAUAAAACAGACAGUAGGAGGGUUCCGGGUGAGUCACAGGACUCUGACCAGCUGCAUGGCAAUUUAGAGAAUGACCAGGGGAGCACAGACACACGGUGAGAGGCAGCAAGCACACCCUUUGCUGACCACAGCUAAACAGCUUUUUUCACCUGGUCGCCGUGGGAAGGCACCACCCCAUCUGAAGACACUCUGCGACCUAGCCAACCUCAGACCAGCAUGGGGGAGCCAUGUUUUUCCCCUCCUCAGCUGGAGAAGUAGCACUUUGUCACCAGGGUGAAUUGCAUCCUCUGCUUUAUUCUAGAAAGCAAGAGAACUGAAAUCCUGGACUGAGUGACAGUAUUUUUGUUUGCACUUCCUACACAUCCCCACUGUGUAGAGACCUUUGCAGAUACAACCAACCUUUAUUCUUGUACAGUUUUAAUGAGUUCUUAUGGUAGAAUCUGGAGGCAAUGCUCUAAUUUGUUUUUUAUAAAUAAUAUAUAUAUAUUAUGUAUAUGAAAUGUGUAUCUAUAGUGUGUCUGUUCAGAGACAGGCUGCACACUAAAAUGCAGAUAAAGGUGAUUUGUAGAAAAUUAUAAGGUACUGGACUUUGUUACAAAGCAACUUGGGCAAUUGCUUUUACAUGAGAUGAAAAAUAUUUUAUUGCCUAAGAAUGAAUUUGCAAACUCUCUUCACAGAAAAGGUUACACAGAUGCUGUUCUUUAUAACCAAAGAACUUACACGAGACUGAACAUCUUUGGUGUCCACUCUUGUUUAUGUGAGCAUAUAUAUUUGACUACAAGUUUGGUGCCAUAUUUCCCUUGGCUACCAAGGCACGUGCUGUCCUUCUCUGUCCUCCGUUCAUUAAGCACACUGAGAAAUCUCACAACUAUAUUCUUUGGUCUUCCACCUGGCCCAACACCUGCUGACUUGACAUUGUAUUGUAAAACUGUUGACAAUGACUGGGGCUCUGACUCCAGCCCAGCAUUUCCUAUACCUUGGUUCAGCCUAGCCAGCCAGGUGCAAAGUAGAGAGAGCAGUAUUACAGUAAGCAAAAACAAGGGUGUACCAAGAGUUGGGAUUGGGUGCUAGAGAAAGGGGUGUUGAUUUGGGUUUGUUUGUUUGUUUGUUUGUUUUGGAUUAGUGGAAUUACGUGGUUUUGCUUGAUUCUGAAAAAUGCAGAAGAGAUGAACUGAUCAGGUUCAUCACAGGUUCACACUUCCCCGUAUGUGCAGAUGAUUGAAUAUAGACGACUCGGCUGUUGUGUCAUUUGUAAAAUUCUCCUGUGAGUGGAGACAUUGUAGAAUUAUGUGUGUGGAAAUUUUUACAAAAAUACUUUCUGUACCUUAUCUGUAGAUGCCUGUACAAUUGGUCUGUAUGUACAGCUAUAAACGUGUUGUGAGAGAAGAGCGAGAGAAUGUGUACAGCCUGCUGUACUUUUUGUUUCUAGCAUUGUUAAAUGAGUAAGAUAUUAGAAACUUUAUUGAAAAGCUGCUGUUCAUAAUUUUUGUGUAUAGUGAGCUGACUGUAGUAUUUUACUAUUGUCUGUUAAAAAAAAAAGAAAAACUGUAAUUUAUAUCCCCUUUCAAUUUUAUUGUAUU